Molecule: messenger RNA, 1074 nt
Organism: Penicillium nucicola
Lineage: Eukaryota; Fungi; Ascomycota; Eurotiomycetes; Eurotiales; Aspergillaceae
Exons: 3
Biological process (GO): carbohydrate metabolic process; D-glucosamine catabolic process; N-acetylneuraminate catabolic process
Cellular component (GO): cytoplasm
Molecular function (GO): identical protein binding; glucosamine-6-phosphate deaminase activity
Source: RefSeq, a predicted model, not a curated record
CGUGUCAUCAUCAGAGAAGACCCAAAGGAGGUGUCUGUGUACAUCGCCGACUAUAUCAUCAGCCGCAUCCAGUCGUUCAAGCCUACCGCCGAGCAACCUUUUGUGCUUGGCCUACCCACUGGUAGCAGUCCGGAAUUCAUCUACAAGAUCCUCGUGCAGCGUCAUCGCGCCGGCGAGAUCUCAUUCAAGAAUGUCGUGACUUUUAACAUGGAUGAAUACGUCGGUUUGCCCCGCGACCACCCAGAGUCCUACCACAGCUUCAUGUACAAGCACUUCUUCUCGCAUGUGGACAUCCCACCGCAGAAUAUCAAUAUCCUCGACGGCAACGCCACAGACUUGUCCGCGGAGUGUGCAGCCUUUGAAGCGCGCAUUGCCCGCUACGGCGGCAUCGAGCUGUUCCUAGGCGGCGUUGGACCAGACGGCCACAUCGCCUUCAACGAGCCCGGCUCAUCACUGACCAGCCGCACGCGCGUGAAGACUCUGGCCUACGACACCAUCCUCGCCAACUCACGCUUCUUCGACAAUGACACGAGCAAAGUGCCCCGCAUGGCCAUGACAGUGGGAAUCCAGACCAUCAUGGAUUCACGCGAAGUUGUGAUCGUCGCUACUGGCGCACACAAGUCCUUCGCCCUUCAAAAGGGCCUAGAAGAAGGCGUGAACCACAUGUGGACCCUGUCUGCACUGCAACUGCACCAGCACCCACUGGUCGUAUGUGACCGCGACGCCACCCUGGAACUUAAAGUCAAGACCGUACGGUAUUUCGAAUCAAUCGAACAAGCCGGUACCGAUGCCCGCACCCAGGGCCCGGCUCUCGUCUAUCGGCCCCGGACCUACGUCCCGGCCCCACUGCCCAGUAAGAAAUCCGCCUCACAGCAACCCACCCCGGAUGGGACCCCGGAGAAGGUGCCCAAGGACCUGCGCAUCAACACCGAGCUGCACCGCGCCAUGGAUGAUGAUGAGCUCACUCCUGACAGCAUGUCCUCGCGUCUGGUUGAUUCAGCUAUUGGCAUUGAUGGCACUCUCAAGAGUGACCUGAUGUUCGACCGCAUGGGUACUAGAAUGACUACCCUCUAG